CGCGGUGCUAGCAUGCGCUUGGAGCGCUGAGAACUGAGGCCAGUGAGGCAGUGAGUGACAGGUACGUUACGUGAGCGGCUCGUGAGGUCGCAUUGAGGGCAGCACGGCCGUGUUUUUUUUUUUAUCCCAAAGCUCGUUUCACGAGUGUCAGCCGUAGGUGCUGUUUCGUGGAAUGACCCAGUCUGCUGAGGAGAAAAGAGAUUGAGGUUGACUGCAGCUGAACACGCUAAAGUUGGUCGGGAUUUUCCGGCGGGUGUGUGAAGAGCACUGAGGAGUCUGGUGAAGAGACCCUGCCAUGCGUGAAUACAAGCUUGUGGUGUUGGGCUCUGGCGGUGUGGGCAAAUCAGCCCUGACAGUCCAGUUUGUCCAGGGAAUUUUUGUGGAGAAAUAUGACCCCACAAUAGAAGACUCCUAUAGGAAGCAAGUUGAAGUGGACGGCCAGCAGUGCAUGUUGGAGAUCCUGGACACAGCAGGAACAGAGCAGUUCACAGCUAUGAGGGACCUGUACAUGAAGAACGGUCAGGGCUUUGCUCUUGUGUACUCAAUCACAGCACAGUCCACGUUUAACGACCUGCAGGACUUAAGAGAGCAGAUUCUACGAGUAAAGGACACAGAGGAUGUGCCAAUGAUCCUGGUGGGAAAUAAAUGUGAUCUGGAGGACGAGAGGGUGGUGGGGAAAGAACAGGGGCAAAAUCUGGCCCGGCAGUGGAACAACUGUGCCUUUCUAGAGUCCUCCGCCAAAUCGAAAAUCAACGUCCUUGAUAUCUUCUAUGACUUGGUCAGACAAAUUAACAGGAAAACACCAGUGGAAAAGAAGAAAGCGAAAAAGAAAUCCAAUUGUAUCCUCCUGUAGAGUCAGCAGCAGCUCAGAGCCAGAAUGCUGUAAUGAAGAACUGUUAGCUUGUUUGGAUCAUGCCAGCAUUCCCAUCCUCAGUGAGUGAUUCAAUGGAACAGCUGACUUACUGACUCAAAGCAGCACCGGACAUAGCAAACGAGAACGACUCUUUUAUUUCCCCUUUAUUUUGGCAGUAAAAUUUGAGGAAAAACUCAAUUUCCCAGAAGCAAUUUCAGUAGAACUGAGAACAUCUCAACAUCUCCUGGACCUUCCGGACUUUUUACAUCACUGACCAUGGCUGAUGAAGAAAUUAAACCUCAUAUAAACAUAGUGAAAAUUUACCUUUUUUUCAGUUACUUUACCAAAUGAAUCUUAGGGUUAUAAUGUCCCAGGAUUCUUUCUUUAUCUUUCAUUUCCUUUUAUGUUGAAAAUCUGGUGGCAAUAUUUAAAAUCCUUCAACUUCCUCUAAAAACCCAUGGAUAUAUCAGUUCCGAAACUUCAAGACCUGCACUGUCAAGAAGGAGAAAAUCACUGAAAUUUCACCACAACUGCAUUUUUAAAACUUUUCCCCAUAAACUCUUGAACUCUGUGCUUUUCAAUGGCCUCAUCACCUGUUGAAGAAGCUGGACGAGAAAUCAGAGUUAGCAGUAUUCAUUUGCACAAUACCACAUUUUCAAAGACAUGAAGGAUGACCGCAUUUAAUAUCCAGUUAUCAGCAGUCAGCAUGAGCAUCUUUAAGUGUAGAUGUUGUAAAUGAUGUCAAGUUUAGUUGUUUUCUCUCUUAAGUUGUACUUCCAUUCUUGAUACAGUGUGUAAAUGUCUAUAAAUGACAUAUGUAUGUAAAUGUUUUGCUGACAACUAUGGACUCGUUCAUCAGAAAGUACUGCCCAUAUUACCAAUGUGACAUUAUUUUGUAUUCAGUCACUUGGUUUUCCUAGCUCAUAUAUCAUAUUCUAAUGCCAUUCUGUUUCAUGAAGAUUGUUCCAUAAAUAAACAGGCCUUUUAUAGUGUAAAAAGUGGGGGAAUUAUCGAUUUCUAUGUCUAUCGAGACUGAAAUAUAUUGUACUAAACCAACUAUUUUCUCUUGUGUUUUUCUGUCAAAAGAUGAUCUGGCUUUUAAGAUUAUUAAAUUUUAGUACAUUUUUCAUUA
Messenger RNA from Cyprinus carpio (common carp), 1985 nucleotides. Its product is annotated as ras-related protein Rap-1A-like. The record is from RefSeq and is a predicted model, not a curated record. Gene Ontology annotation, cellular component: plasma membrane. Gene Ontology annotation, molecular function: GTP binding; GDP binding; GTPase activity. Gene Ontology annotation, biological process: cellular response to cAMP; Rap protein signal transduction; negative regulation of synaptic vesicle exocytosis. NCBI's taxonomy places the organism in Eukaryota, Metazoa, Chordata, Actinopteri, Cypriniformes, Cyprinidae.